Molecule: messenger RNA, 1793 nt
Organism: Daldinia loculata
Lineage: Eukaryota; Fungi; Ascomycota; Sordariomycetes; Xylariales; Hypoxylaceae
Product: NAD(P)-binding protein
Exons: 3
Coding region: 227-1153 (308 amino acids)
Source: RefSeq, a predicted model, not a curated record
GGAGAUUUGUAGCACCUUUCCUACCAUACGUGGUAUGCAAGGCUGGAUAUGCCAUUACCAAAGUUGAAAUGUGUUAGUAUCUGUUGUCGAAAUACCUACCCAAUAUAUAUAGCAUAGGAUGUUCCAACUCGAACAUGUGUUUAUUAAUCUUCAAAUUUGGUCAUACUACUCCAUUCUGACUGUGCCAACUUGAUUAUUAUUCACUUGACUAACAAGUACGCUUACGAUGGAUGCACCAAAUACAAAACCCUAUCAUUUACCCUCAGAUGCCGUCUGGUUCAUUACCGGAUGCUCUUCUGGAAUCGGUCAAUCUUUAGCUCAGUUUAUCACGCAGACCUCAAACCGCGUAGUAGCUACCGCACGCAAACUAUCAGCUCUAUCAAGCCUCCCAACGAACGACCGGGUCCUCAAGCUAGAGCUAGACGUCACUUCUAUCCCUAGUAUCGAAGCUGCUCUCCAAGCUACGGUAGAGAAGUUUGGUCGCAUUGAUGUCGUAGUUAACAACGCAGGCUACACCCUCGUUGGUGAUACUGAAGGUGCGGAAGACCAGGAAUCCCGGGCAGUAUUGGACACGAACUUCUGGGGUAUGGUAGACGUGACUAAGAGAGCUCUGGGAAUCAUGAGGGAUGUGAAUCCCAAAACUGGACAACAGGGUGGUGUAAUUCUGAAUCUGAGUUCUAUGGGUGGCUGGUCGGGAUAUCCGGCGUGCUCUUUUUAUCACGCCAGUAAAUUCGCUAUGGAAGGAUGGACGGAGGCUGUGGCAAAGGAGUUGCCGGCCUCGUGGAAUAUUCAUUUAUGCAACAUCGAGCCUGGGGGCGUAAAAACCAACUACGUGACGUCUUCUCUCAAACACAUGGCCAAGAGGCACCCAGCUUAUGCUGACCCUAACUAUCCCACGAAUGUCUUGCUAGCCUACAUGCUAAAUGAGGAACACCGCAGCUUGUGGUCAGAGCCGAGUGCUCUAGCCGCAGCAAUGUAUCAGGUUGUAAGCCGCGGGCAGCGAAUCCCGAUUCGGGUCCCGUUGGGAGCCGAUUCUUGGGGGAUGAUAGCGAAGGACCUCGAAGACACUAAGAAAGACCUAGACGACCUGAAAGAGAUCAGCUUAAGUGUAGGUGAUCCGAAGCAGCUGGAGGCUAUCAACUUUUUGAAGUAGUCUAGGUGAUGUGAACACGAUUGUCUCGCAGUUAAGUUUCGUCAUCUUGCUUUGCAAUACGAUUGGAAUUAUUCAACAGUUGCAAAUAUUUAAUUAUCUGAAUUCUGGUCACGAGAUUGACGGUCCAAAAUAUCCACAGAGCCGACAUUGUAAAUGCGCCCUUCGGCACUCGACAACAAUACCAUCGCUAGGCAACCAGAUAACUACCAUGGUCCCCUAGCAACGCAGGAUAAACUUAUAAUAUGCAAUAACUGCCCCUCCAUCACUCCUGACCUGAAGAUUCAUGCCAAAGAGGCCGUGGCCUAGUGGUCUGAAGGUAAGACGGCGUAGAUAAAAUGCCUUCGCGGUGUUUUUCGAAGGUUCCGGGUUCGAGCCAGCGGCAGGGCGGCAAGAUUGGCCUGCUUGCUCUGGUCAAGUGUGCGCAGUUCGAACUUUGGAGCCUGCUUUUUUAAUAUUCAUAAUUUACUUUUCCUUUUUGUUUUUUCUUAGUAAUUAUCACCAUGUAGCCUGUUAGAUUUCUUGAUGGGAAGUAGGACGUUCUGCUAUUAUAACACCCGUCUUUUAAUUAUUUUAAAGUCAAAGCUCUAAUAAUCUAGUAGAAUCAAGAUUCGAGAUAGUAAAAAGACGAAUUGAGUAGGCA